AUGCAGCUCGCGUCUCUUCGCCCGCCAUGCUCGGCACGCAAGCUGCGCGAGGAGCCAUGGCAGGCUUCCUUGCAAAGCUUGGAAGACCGGCUUCGGCAGAAAUCGCAUCUUCAUGUGCGGAGCUUGGACAAGGCUCUGGCCGUUCUGGGUCGAUCCGCUCAGUGGCAGCGGGUACUCGACGUUCUCUGGUCCAUGCCGGCUUGGAGGCUGCUACCAGACCUUCUUUCCUACAGCCAUGGCAUCAGCGCCGCCGAGAAGGCCGGGCAGUGGGAAGUGGCUCUCCAGCUCCACGCCGAAGUCUUUGAAGCGCAGCUGCAGGCCGAUGUCGUCAGCGUCAGCUCCUGUAUCAGCGCUUUGGCGCGAGGCGGCGAAUGGCAGAGAGCACUCCAACUACUCUCCGAGAUGCCAGAAAUGGCAGUUGAGGCAAACAUCGUCAGUUUCAACGCCGCGAUCACGGCUUGUGAGAAGAGCUCCCGCUGGCAAAAGGCAUGUCAGUUGCUGGAGGAACUGGGAAGUAUGCAGGUCGAGCCCACACGCAUUACCUGCAACGCUGUGCUCAGCGCCUGUGAGAAAGCAGGCGUUUGGGAGGAGGCGCUCCAGUUGUUUUGGGAACUGCCAUCGAUGACUAUCGAGAGCGAUGCCAUCAGCUACAAUGCCAGCAUGAGCGUUUCUCUGCAGUCCAGCUAG
Symbiodinium sp. CCMP2592 is the source of this 687-nucleotide messenger RNA. The record is from the annotation of a GenBank genome assembly. Lineage: Eukaryota; Dinophyceae; Suessiales; Symbiodiniaceae.